AUGCUUGGCAUUUUAAGAAAAUUGAUCUAUUUUGAGAGAACAAUUAUCGUUCUCGUGGGACUUCCUGCUCGGGGAAAGACAUACAUGUCUCGAAAACUUACGCGCUACAUGAAUUGGAUUGGUAUUAAUACACGUGUGUUUAAUGUCGGUGACUAUCGUCGAAAAGCUACAUUAUUUUUAGCAAGUUUAAAUGGCUGUCUUAGGAAGGCAGCUAAAGAUGCCUUAAAUGAUCUCACAGAAUGGUUAGAAGGUGAUGGCGAAAUCGCAGUUUUUGACGCAACCAAUACAACUCGUAAACGCAGAGAUAUGAUAUACGAACACUGCAAAGAGCACAAAUUUAAAAUUAUUUUUGUGGAAUCUAUUUGUGAUAAUAAGGACGUUAUUCAAGCCAGUAUUCUAGAAGUUAAGGUCAACAGUCCAGAUUAUAUCGGCAUGGAUAAAGAAACUGCAAAACAAGAUUUUCUCAAGCGAAUCGAACUCUAUGAAGCCAGAUAUGAACCGAUUGAUGAUACGAGAGAUAAAGAUAUUCCUUUUAUUAAAAUUAUUAAUCAGGGUCAACGGUAUCUGGUCAACAGAAUUGCUGGCAAUGUUAGUAGUCGUAUCGUUUAUUAUCUUAUGAAUAUCAGCGUAGCAAAACGAACUAUUUAUUUAGUUAGACAUGGGGAAAGUUUAUUUAAUCUAGCUGGAAAGCUAGGUGGCAACUCAGGUCUUUCGCCGAAUGGAAAACUGUUUGCUCAAAAGUUGGCUAAAUUCAUGGCCAAUGAAAAUCGACCAGAUUUGAAGGUCUGGUCAAGUCAUAUGACUCGAACUAUUGAGACGGCUGAUCAUAUUGAUUGCUCUCGAAUUGAGCACUGGAAAGCUCUGGAUGAACUCAAUGCCGGCGUUUGUGAGGGUAUGACAUAUGAUGAAAUCCAACAGAAGUAUCCAAAGGAAUUUGCACGUCGAGAUAUCGAUAAAUUCCGUUAUCGCUACCCUAUGGGAGAGUCUUACGAGGACUUGGUGGCACGAUUGGAGCCCGUAAUCAUGGAACUGGAACGACAAGGCGACGUUCUUGUUAUUUGUCAUCAAGCUGUCGCCCGAUGCCUUUUGGCAUACUUUACAGAAGUUGACAAAGCGGAACUACCCUACAUUAGAGUGCCUCUCCAUACCGUGUUCAAGCUCACAUCCUCAGCCUAUCGCUGUAUUGUGGAGACACUCAAAAUUGACGUUGACGCUGUAGAUACGCAUAGAAGCAAACCUAUCGUGAGUUAUGCCAUUUUUUCUGUCUAA
Molecule: messenger RNA, 1269 nt
Organism: Rodentolepis nana
Lineage: Eukaryota; Metazoa; Platyhelminthes; Cestoda; Cyclophyllidea; Hymenolepididae
Source: the annotation of a GenBank genome assembly